This is a messenger RNA of Didymodactylos carnosus, 1491 nucleotides long. NCBI's taxonomy places the organism in Eukaryota, Metazoa, Rotifera, Eurotatoria, Philodinida, Philodinidae. The record is from the annotation of a GenBank genome assembly.
AUGUCGUUUGAUAAAACUAUAACAUGUCAAUUUCAAUAUGAAAAUAACGUUGACCUCGGUGUUCCAUCUGAUAUUCCACUAAAUACAAAUAUUCGUCAAUUAAAUGUUAUUGUUAAUGCAUUAGCUAAAAUUCAACAACAGACAACAAAUGAAGACACACCGUAUGCAUUCUACAUUGAUGAAGUUGAAAUUACAGAAACCGUUGAAAGAUAUAUUGAAGAAAAACUAAAGAAAAAACAAGGAGUUGCUGGUAGUGCUGAUGAUACAUUUGAGAAAACAUUAACAAUUACUUGUAUUCCUAAAGCACGUUUUCAUGUUAUACCGGUUGAACGUUGUACGGCGACGAUUGAAGGACAUUUAGAAGCUAUAACAGUUUUACAGUUUAGUCCCAACGGAAAAUUGUUAGCAUCAGGUAGCGGUGAUACAACUGUUCGAUUUUGGGAUUUGAAUACACAAACACCAUUUGAUAAUUAUGGGAAAGCACAUCGACAUUGGAUAUUGUGUUUAUGUUGGGCACCAAAUGGAAAAAUCAUAGCAUCGGCAUGUAAAGAUGGACACAUUGGACUAUGGAAUGGGUAUACUGGAAAACAAUUAGGUACAAAAUUACUAUCUAGCCAUCGUCAAUGGAUAAAUUCAUUAUGUUGGCAACCGUUACAUUUAAAUGGUUCAUGUCGUCUUUUAGCAUCUGCUAGUAAAGAUACAACAAUUAAAAUAUGGGAUACUCAUUUGUACAAAGUUGUUUAUACUCUAUCUGGUCAUACGGCUAGUGUUACGUGUAUCAAAUGGAGUGGUCAAAAUUUAUUAUAUUCAUCAUCACAAGAUCGUACAAUUAAAGUAUGGCGUACUACAGAUGGUGUUCUAUGUCGUACAUUAGAAGGACAUUCACAUUGGGUAAACACACUGGCAUUAUCCACCGACUAUGUAUUACGAACGGGCUCGUAUGAACCAUCAAAAGAAAAUGGAAAACAGCAGGAUGAAGAAAAUGAUGAACAUCAGUUACAAGCAUUAGCCUUAGAACGAUAUGAAAAUUUAUUUCGUUCGCUAGAAAAUGAUAGUGAACGUUUAGUAUCAGGUUCAGAUGAUUUCACAUUGUAUUUAUGGAAACCAGAAACAGAAAAGAAACCAAUUGCACGUAUGACUGGUCAUCAACAAUUAAUUAAUGAUGUUAAAUUUUCACCUGAUACACGUCUAAUAGCAUCAGCGAGUUUUGAUAAAUCAAUUAAAUUAUGGUCUAGUCGAACAGGAACAUAUCUUGGAACAUUACGUGGACAUGUACAAGCUGUUUAUCAAAUAGCAUGGUCAUCGGAUAGUAGAUUACUUUGUAGUGGAAGUGCAGAUAGCACAUUGAAGGUAUGGAAUAUUAAUGAGAAACAAUUGUUAUGUGAUCUACCAGGUCAUGCCGAUGAAGUUUAUGCCAUUGAUUGGAGUCCAGAUGGACAAACGGUUGCUAGUGGAGGAAAAGAUAAAGUAUUAAAAUUAUGGAAAAGAUAG